Serpula lacrymans var. lacrymans S7.9 is the source of this 1164-nucleotide messenger RNA. RefSeq lists its product as uncharacterized. The transcript has 8 exons. The record is from RefSeq and is a predicted model, not a curated record. NCBI's taxonomy places the organism in Eukaryota, Fungi, Basidiomycota, Agaricomycetes, Boletales, Serpulaceae. Bases 19 to 393 code for a protein of 124 amino acids.
GAGCCGUCGCAUCUUACGAUGUCUGCUAACAAAAAGCAAACAUUGCCGUCAAACCUGCAAGGCAUAUAUGAUGAAAUAAAGGAUCUCCUGAUCAACACAAAACCCAAGCUCAACGAUUCGAUUACGGAUAGCUCCUCCACAGUCGGUGACCUGUAUCACAUAGCAGCAUUGGCGAAAUCAUUUACGGAUCACCGUCCAAAAUCAACCAAAGCCUGGAAUAAAUGGGCAGACGUACUCGAUCAGGAAGGUGUCAACCUAUGGAACACGUCCGGCUUCUUUCGUCGAGACUCGGAGAACAAUAGCAGUGUUAUCUUUGCCGCUCGUUUGUCCAAAAUUUUCGCGAGAAUUGAUUUCUUUACUGAUCGGGGCGGUGGUUUGGGCGGGGAACAGUGAGAUUAGCAGGGUUUCGCCUCAUGGAGGCUGGUUUGGAGCCAAAACCUAGUUUCGAAGGUCUUUGAGAAAUGCCCCGACCCUACGGGGAUAUUGCGUAUCAUGAUAAACUAACCUAUACCUAUAGCGCUACUUCAUAUGCUUCAAGUCGCAAGUAAGACAGGAGCGACGCUUUCAGAACUGGGAAAGAAUGAUGUAGCAGCCAGCGUCUUGACAUGCGCAGCCAAGGUUGAUAUAUUGACCAUUUCAUUCUGACUUCGUCAUUGGGAAUACCAACUGACCAUCAGCCUGUAAGUUCGAAGACUCGCUGAGAACUAUGAAUACGCAAGAUGUGGUGCAACAGCAGUCUAAGGCACGUGUCACCACCCUCUAUUACUGCAGUAGAAUGGAAGCGGCGUGGAGAGAAAAAAACGAUGGUCUGGCAACGUUUAUGGCAGAUAAGAUUACAGGUUAUCUCCGUGCCUGUUUUGUCACAUCAUAGCCAUCCAUACUGAAAACGUGAUUGCGGCACAGAAAACGACAAACAGCUUGCCCUUUUAUCUCCUCGUGACCGGGAAAUGCUUGCCUCGAAAUUACUCGAAAUCGGAAAAUCAUUCUUGAGAAAUUCCUACCAAAGUAGCACAGGUGUAAGAGACAUCGCGGUCAAAGCGCUUGAUGCUGUUCGUUGGAUGCAGAAGGCGUUCUCCGUGGUUGAGCCAAUGGAUAGCUCGGCCACAGCCGGUAUAGCGGAGUUGAAGAGAUCAAUUCUCAGGAGUCUGGCCCGCGGGUACUUCC